GUCUCGAUGUCUCGUCAGCCGGCUACUCACCCCGAAGUGUUCGAUCCUCUCCUGACUCAGGAUGUGGAGGAGCUCCUGGGCCGCUUCCAGCAGCGGGACUCGGUCAGGUACCAGGACUUUUCGGCCAUCUGGAGGGAAAUGCGCUUCUCCGACGUCUUCCUUGGCGUCAGCACCCACAGCGAGCUGAGGAGGUUCUGCGGGGUGGCUCUCACCACCGCUGUCAAGUACUUCCUGCCUCCGUACAGCUACCAGAUCCGAGUUGGAGGCCUGUACCUGAUGUUUGCUUUGUAUCAGACACAGCUUUUUCAACCACCGGUGAAAAUCAGACUGGCACUCCGAGACUGGGCCCAUGCCCAAACCUUCCUCUUCGACUCGGUGGACUCCGGGCACCAUGAUGUGGUCUACAUCUUCCAGAAACUCGUCUUCGCCAAAGCCUUCCACUACACAGCAAUGCCCCAUUUACUCACCUACCAGAAGAUGAGAAAACCAAAGAAAGAGCCCGUAUGCACAGAGUUUCUAGGAAGGACCACAGCGGUGCAAGACCUGCUGUCUUCAAGCAUGCUGGAGGAACUGACCAACAUCCAGGGACUCUACCACAACCUGAAGCAAGGCACCGUGGGGGUGGGAGGCCAAGUGGCCAUGAUCCACCAAGACUUGACCUCCUGCCUGAAGGACACCAUGUCCGAGUUCAUCGCCUGGCAGGAGGAGAAGUUCCCCCUGCAGGGCAGUAAGAACACCACACAUCGCAGAGCGGUGGACAAGGAAGAGGAGUCCAGCAGCAGCAGGGUGAAGCGGUUGUCCUCCAUCAAGCAGAGAAGCUACGGGAGCUACCAGGAGGCGUCCCGGUACCGGAGGCACCGGGCUGCGGGGGCGGAGGCCAGCCAGGCCUCGGCUCCUCGGCAGGUCUGGGAGGCUGCAGGCCCACAGAGGAAGAAGGUCCCAUCUCUACGAGAACGGACCUGCAAGAGCCUCGGGGAACCUCAGGAGGACGGCGCUUUCCUGCCCUGGAUGAUGAGCGCCGUGGAGAAGGGGGAGGCGGACUGA
Molecule: messenger RNA, 1044 nt
Organism: Salarias fasciatus (jewelled blenny)
Lineage: Eukaryota; Metazoa; Chordata; Actinopteri; Blenniiformes; Blenniidae
Product: snRNA-activating protein complex subunit 1-like
Exons: 1
Coding region: 7-1044 (345 amino acids)
Biological process (GO): snRNA transcription by RNA polymerase III; snRNA transcription by RNA polymerase II
Cellular component (GO): snRNA-activating protein complex
Molecular function (GO): sequence-specific DNA binding
Source: RefSeq, a predicted model, not a curated record